CAGACCUAUCCCUAGAUAUUUUUCAUCGACACGAGCAUUCAGCAUGCCCGACCAGCUCAAAGCCAGCGAGGUCAACUCCAAGACCGACCCCUCUGUCGCGAAGCAGUACGACGAGGAGACGCCCAAGGACCAGCAGAUUAAGCAGUUCUUUGAACUCGUCGACGGAAAGAAGAUUUGCAUGCUCAACACAUAUCGCAACGGCGUCGGACCUGUUGGCCGCUCCAUGGCGCUCGCACGUCGCGACGGCCCCGACCUUCUCUUCCUGGCCAACGCACACUCGCAAAAAUUCAGCGACCUCGAGCAAAACAAGGAAGUCCAAAUCUCGUUCCAAGACCUCAAGACACAGGAAUGGGCGUCCAUUACCGGCACAGCCACCACCACCUCCAACAGCGACCCACGCAUCAAGCAAGUCUGGAGCCGUGGUGCGGCAGCGUGGUUUGGAGACCUGGGCGACGGGACGCACACUGGUGGGCCGGAAGACCCGCGCAUGACGCUGAUUGAAGUCAAGGCAAAGUAUAUCUCGUACUAUGUGACUGACGUGGGGCUCUUGGGCUAUGCAAAGGAGAUUAUUCAGGCCAAUGUCACGGGAGGUGUUGCGAACACGGGAAAGUUGCGGGAGCUCCACGAGGCGGAUAUCGAGAAGGCGAGGUCCAUGUAA
Exserohilum turcica Et28A is the source of this 658-nucleotide messenger RNA. RefSeq lists its product as uncharacterized. The record is from RefSeq and is a predicted model, not a curated record. NCBI's taxonomy places the organism in Eukaryota, Fungi, Ascomycota, Dothideomycetes, Pleosporales, Pleosporaceae. Bases 44 to 658 code for a protein of 204 amino acids. The transcript has 2 exons.